Messenger RNA from Schistosoma turkestanicum, 561 nucleotides. Lineage: Eukaryota; Metazoa; Platyhelminthes; Trematoda; Strigeidida; Schistosomatidae. The record is from the annotation of a GenBank genome assembly.
AUGACAUCAAAUUCUCUUGUUGUUCCAAGUAUGCCAAAGAUGAACAGUUCAAAAGGUAGAGUGAAUAAAUUGAUGAAAGUUGAUCGUCUAUUUGUUUUAUCAACAUACACGAAAACAAUUUUAACAUUUGUUGCAAUACAAAUAUUCAUCACAUAUUGCGUUCUAAUCAUGGCAUCUGAAAUGAUAAACAUUUUGAGUAAAAAUGGAUUUUUCCGUGUGCAGUUAACUGUUGCUGUUUUAUCUGUAUUGAUCGCUUUUCUGAUAGCAUUAUUGAUCGCGCUUGUGAAGAAGAUCAGUGAAAGUUAUCCUCUGAACGUUGUCUUGGUGGUGUUUUAUGUAGAGCUCUAUGUUGAUAUUGGUGCAGAAAUAUUGUUCUUUUUUAUAACAAUAUUUAUAAGUCAUUUGACAGUUGGAAAAUCACGUUACUUUCUCUUCUAUCCAAAUUAUGCUUUUGCAUCAAUUUUCUUGUACACUGUGUUUUUCGCCUAUCUACCAGUCAAUAUUGAUAUGUUUGGAUAUAUUGCUAAUGCAAGUUCAAUAAACUGUACCAAAUCGAUUUAG